GCCGACGCACCUGUCGGCCCUGCUCGAGCCGCUCCUGUCCGCUUCCCCGGGUCGGUGGGUCGGACCGGACGAUUCGGAACCGCAGCCCUUCCUGCGGUACCGUCCGCCUGUGGCUGGAGUUGGGCCGAGUGCCGAGGAGGGGUGCUGGCGGCCGGCCGCUCCAGUUUCUCCCCGAGUUGGAGCAUGGCUGCAGCUGUGGUCCCUCCAGAGGGAGAUAACCAGACAGCUAAAUGGAGUCUGAGCAGCUGUUUCAUAGAGGCUACUGUAGAAACAGCUACAACAGUAUAACCAGUGUGAGUAGUGAUGAGGAGCUUUUAGACGGGGCAGGUGUUAUUAUGGACUUCCAGACUUCUGAAGAUGACAAUUUGUUAGAUGGUGACACAGCAGUGGGGACUCACUACACAAUGACCAACGGGGGCAGCAUCAGCAGCUCCACACACUUGCUGGACCUUCUGGACGAGCCCAUCCCCGGGGUUGGCACCUAUGAUGACUUCCACACCAUCGACUGGGUGCGAGAGAAGUGUAAAGACAGAGAAAGGCACCGACGGAUCAACAGCAAAAAGAAAGAAUCAGCAUGGGAAAUGACGAAAAGCUUGUAUGAUGCGUGGUCAGGGUGGCUCGUGGUGACACUGACAGGAUUGGCAUCAGGGGCACUGGCUGGGUUAAUAGACAUUGCGGCCGACUGGAUGACGGAUCUGAAGGAGGGUAUCUGCCUGAGCGCGCUCUGGUACAACCACGAGCAGUGCUGCUGGGGGUCCAAUGAAACCACGUUCGAAGAGAGGGACAAGUGUCCGCAGUGGAAAACGUGGGCAGAGUUGAUCAUAGGCCAGGCUGAGGGUCCUGGCUCGUACAUCAUGAACUACAUGAUGUACAUCUUCUGGGCCUUGAGUUUCGCCUUCCUGGCUGUCUCCCUGGUGAAGGUGUUUGCGCCAUACGCCUGUGGCUCUGGGAUCCCAGAGAUUAAAACUAUUUUGAGUGGAUUCAUCAUCCGAGGCUACUUGGGAAAAUGGACUUUAAUGAUUAAAACCAUCACAUUGGUACUGGCUGUGGCAUCAGGCUUGAGUUUAGGAAAAGAAGGGCCCUUGGUCCACGUUGCCUGUUGCUGUGGAAACAUCUUUUCCUACCUCUUUCCGAAGUACAGCACAAAUGAAGCGAAAAAAAGAGAGGUGCUGUCGGCUGCCUCCGCUGCAGGCGUCUCUGUGGCUUUUGGUGCGCCGAUUGGAGGAGUGCUGUUCAGUCUGGAAGAGGUCAGCUAUUACUUUCCUCUGAAGACUCUGUGGAGGUCGUUCUUUGCUGCCUUGGUGGCUGCCUUUGUUCUGAGAUCCAUCAAUCCAUUCGGUAACAGCCGCCUGGUCCUCUUCUACGUGGAGUAUCACACUCCAUGGUACCUGUUUGAACUGUUUCCCUUUAUCCUCCUGGGGGUGUUCGGCGGGCUCUGGGGAGCCUUCUUUAUCAGGGCAAACAUUGCCUGGUGUCGCCGCCGCAAGUCCACCAAGUUCGGGAAGUACCCGGUCCUUGAGGUCAUCGUGGUGGCAGCCAUCACCGCGGUGGUCGCCUUCCCCAACCCGUACACACGGCUCAACACCAGCGAGCUGAUCAAAGAGCUGUUCACGGACUGCGGGCCGCUGGAGUCGUCCUCCCUGUGUGACUACAGGAACGACAUGAAUGCCAGCAAGAUCGUUGACGACAUCCCUGACCGCCCUGCGGGCCUGGGGGUGUAUUCCGCCAUAUGGCAACUGUGCCUGGCUCUCAUAUUUAAGAUCAUAAUGACUGUGUUCACUUUUGGUAUCAAGGUCCCGUCCGGCCUGUUCAUCCCCAGCAUGGCCAUUGGCGCCAUCGCCGGCCGCAUCGUGGGCAUCGCGGUGGAGCAGCUGGCCUACUAUCACCACGACUGGUUCAUCUUUAAGGAGUGGUGUGAGGUCGGCGCUGACUGCAUCACCCCCGGCCUGUAUGCCAUGGUCGGUGCGGCCGCCUGCCUAGGUGGUGUGACGAGGAUGACCGUGUCCUUGGUGGUUAUCGUCUUUGAGCUCACGGGAGGCCUGGAGUACAUCGUGCCCCUCAUGGCUGCUGUGAUGACCAGCAAAUGGGUGGGCGAUGCCUUCGGGAGGGAAGGCAUCUAUGAAGCCCACAUCCGGCUGAACGGGUACCCCUUCCUGGAUGCCAAAGAAGAGUUCACCCACACCACCCUGGCUGCCGAUGUCAUGAGGCCUCGGAGGAGUGAUCCCCCGCUGGCCGUGCUGACCCAGGACAACAUGACGGUGGACGACAUAGAGAACAUGAUCAACGAGACCAGCUACAAUGGUUUUCCCGUCAUCAUGUCCAGGGAGUCGCAGAGACUCGUGGGCUUUGCCCUCAGAAGAGACCUGACCAUUGCCAUAGACGCCUCCUUGGUAUCAUCACAAAAAAAGACAUCCUCCGUCAUAUGGCCCAGACGGCAAACCAAGACCCCGCCUCCAUCAUGUUCAACUGAGCCCCGCGGCGGAGGAGGGGGAGGACGCCGGGGAGGAGGCCUGCCUGCUCAGCAGCAGCUCACUCUGACCGGGAAGCAGGACUGGCAGCGGCGGGCUCCUGUGGCGGGGUUUGCAGACACGGCUGUGGUGCGGGGCGGGGAGGCAGAGGCGAGCAGCACGCGCCUCCCAUCUGCGCUCAGCCAUGGAGGCGGCCCUGACCCGACCCCGCCCUCUCUGGCACUGCAGAGAGGCCGGCAGGCCCUGUGUCAGAAGGGAUCCCUCUGAAUUGAGCCAUCUCUAAGACUGCAAGGUCUUGCCCUUUUUUUUUUUUUUAAUCAAAACUGUUGUGUUUAACUCCUGAACCGUGCAGGUAAAGCAUUACCUUUCUACAUUCCGGACGAGCUUCUUCCUCUCCCCUCCCCCGCGAGCUGUCACCAAGCCUCUGAGUGGUGUGCACGUGGGUAGCAGUCCUUUCUCAUAUUGAGAUGUGCGUGGUCUUAUCGGGGUCUUGUCACAGGGAGGAGCGGGUGCUGUGUCCCCACACGAGGGGCUUGGGCCAAGCCCGCGUACCACAACCGGGGCGAGGCGCCGGGGAAGCUCUGCGGGGGGUAGGGCGUGCUCGCGGGGUGCAGGGGUUCAGCAUCAACCACAGGGAACUUGACUGGGAAGGAUGGACAGUUUUCUUCUUGCUUUUCUCACCCUCUCUGACUUGAUGGAUAAUGUGAACUGGUCUUACGCAGAUUUUUCUGUUUCUAAAUCUCCUAUAACACAAGUACUAUUGAGCGUAAGGAAAUGAUGCUGCUUUGAUAGUGACAAGAAGGAAGUGUUGUGUUGAGCUGCACCUGCUAUGAGUUGCAUGUUUAAACACUGGAAUUUUCUUUUUCUUGAAAUUAGAUCAGUCUGGGUUUUUUUUCCCCUUUCCUUAAGGUAUUUUACUGCUGACACUGAAGAAGAAAUGUAAUUCAUAACUUGCACUAAAUGUAUAUUUCUUUCUUAAAAAUUUACCAUUCUUAUUUAUAUUUUUAUGGAUUAAAAUUUAUAAAAUACAGAUCAGUUAAUAUCACACUUAAAUACUUUUACCUUUUUAAUGUGGUUUUUAUAGACUAAUUCAGACUUAGAAAUAUGGAGAUAUGAACAAAGUUUACAGUGGGAACGAGGGUCUAAGAUGUGGUGUGGUUGUUUCUUUGUGAUCACACGUGUACGGAAACCUUUUCUCAUCUCUCACUGCCAUCCUCUGGGUUGUUUCCAGCUUGUCCAUUUUGACUCAUUAACUGGAAGCUGAAAAACUAUGUAUUGUUUCACAGAUUAAAAGUUAAAUAGUGUUAACCUUAAAAAAAAAAAAAAAAAACAGUAGAAUGGCAGAGGUAGCAGUUAAAAUGUUGAUCUGAACAGAACUUGUGAAUCUUUGUGGAGGUCAUGUCCAGGUGUUCAGUGACAUUUUGAAUCCACGCUGCACUUUUUUGCACAGUGGGCUGAAAAUGUACUGGAUGUGUUUGGAAUUUGGGGUUUUGGAAAAUACCUAUCUUAAUCAUGGUCUCAAUUCACAUCAGCAAAGGCAGUUCACUUGAAGCACUGGCCUGAAAAUUCUGGAUUAUGCGUCUUGGGAGGCAAAAUGAAUUUUUAGAGACAGACAUUUUUCUGAAACACAUCUUGCAAUGAGCUGUUUUUACAUUUUGGAAGUGAUUGUUCAGUUCUUGAUUCUUAAUAAACCUGUCAGGUCUGGGAGAUCACAGAUCUUUGUGAUGCUGAGGAUUUAUAAGAUCUCGAAGCCAUAUUAGAACGACCACUGAGAGUUGAGCAGACGUUAGGAAUUCCAUGACACCUGAGUCUUGCUCUGCCUGCAGUCAGUGCUUUGUCCUGCUUCCCCCUUCUGGCCGCCUGCACACUUGAUUCCCGGCGUGUGGAGACAGCUGUGCCGAGCCACGGUCAGCUGGUCUCCUCUCAGCCUCUGUUCCGUGCGUUUGCCCGAGGCCCAGCGAGCGUGGGGGCUCCGUGGCCGCUCCGUGGUGUCUGCUUUAUCUCCCUCGUUUCCUUUCCGAUUCCGGGUCCUGCGUCACCCUGACGUCUCGGGCGGAUGCAGAUUCUCUCCUGUGUGUCCGUCCUGCUGAGACGCGGGGGCGCUCGUGGCUGUGUCGCUCCAUCCCGCUUUCCUUCUGGUAUGUUGGGUGUGUCUGCGUGUCCGCCUAGCGAGGGGCGUUGGAGGCCAUGCGGUGGAAGUGCCCGGCCCAGCGGAGUGCAGGCGGAGCCUCAUUGGAGUACCCUUUCUGAGAAGGUAUGAGAAUGGGCAGGGUGUCAGCAUCUCUUCUCCUUAAUAAUUGUGUUCAGUUCUGACUCAUGAAUGCCUAGUUUGUUCAUCUGCGAUGUUGCCUAGAGCUGUAUUUAUCUGUUUUUAUUUAUACUAGUGUAGUAGAGCUGCAUAUCAUUACAGUACACAUGGUGACUGUGAUGAGUCAAUCAGAAAACCUAUUAAAAUCUAUACGACAA
Dama dama (fallow deer) is the source of this 4934-nucleotide messenger RNA. RefSeq names its product chloride voltage-gated channel 3 (gene CLCN3). Gene Ontology annotation, cellular component: membrane; early endosome; Golgi apparatus. NCBI's taxonomy places the organism in Eukaryota, Metazoa, Chordata, Mammalia, Artiodactyla, Cervidae. The coding region runs from base 231 to 2735 and encodes 834 amino acids. The transcript is spliced from 12 exons. Gene Ontology annotation, biological process: transmembrane transport; chloride transport. The record is from RefSeq and is a predicted model, not a curated record. Gene Ontology annotation, molecular function: voltage-gated chloride channel activity.